This is a messenger RNA of Carassius gibelio (silver crucian carp), 926 nucleotides long. RefSeq names its product transmembrane protein 81 (gene tmem81). The record is from RefSeq and is a predicted model, not a curated record. The transcript has a single exon. NCBI's taxonomy places the organism in Eukaryota, Metazoa, Chordata, Actinopteri, Cypriniformes, Cyprinidae. The coding region runs from base 51 to 833 and encodes 260 amino acids.
UUACAGAUUCUCAUUCUGGAUAUUUUCUGGCAGCAGUGUCAGAAGUCACAAUGGCACAUUCAGCACUUUGGCUGGUGUUGUUGCACUGGAUGUUCCUCCAAUCUCCAAGCAAGUGUAACAAUUUAACCCAAGCCGAACUGCAAGAACUGGAGAUGAUCAGCACCUGGGUCAUCACCCGCAGUUUUCCCUGCAGUGCCACCUGCGGACUUGGCCUCCGCACUCAAGAGCUCUGCCCUACUGGGGGAAACCGAAACAUCUCCAGCACCUCCUGCAAGAUGAGGACCAUCCGCUGCCUAGACACCUGGCAGUGUGGACUAAAGACCCAAACAACUACUGCUGGUCAGCGCCUGGUGCUAGACUGCUUAGAGGAAGUGAUGGAAGCCAUGGGCCGCUUUGCAUUUGUGGUGUCUUGGCGCUUCGCCGGUGGAAUCAUCACUUCUGAUGACUCGUUAUUCAGCCGCUAUGAAGCCCUGAGCCUGGACAAGGUGGUGCUAGACCCCCUUAGAGAAAAGGAUUCUGGGACAUACCGCUGUGACGUACUAGACACCGGCAAACGAAGAGUGAAGAGGAUGUAUAAAGGGGUGAAAGUUUUAUCACCUAAAGAAGUGAGUUUAGACUUUGCUAAAGGUCUGAUUCACUGGGAAAACCCUGAGAGUCUGUUUCCUAACACGACGAGCACAGGAAACCCGUAUCCCAGCAGCAUCGUCCGAAACAUGGCACUGAUAAGUGUGUCCGUAUCUGCUGCAAUAGCAGCACUCAUCCUUCUGCUCUUGUGGGGAUUUUACCGGAUAACACUUAGAAGAACAGCUCAACUUUCCCAGAACAAUGUUUGAAAACGCUUAAAAGAUUAAAAAAGUCCUUAGUCACUGAUGCAAAGUGUUAAGAAUGAGUUUGACCAAGUCAUAAAUGCAUGCGAUUGAAAAACA